Ilex paraguariensis (yerba mate) is the source of this 2340-nucleotide messenger RNA. The record is from the annotation of a GenBank genome assembly. NCBI's taxonomy places the organism in Eukaryota, Viridiplantae, Streptophyta, Magnoliopsida, Aquifoliales, Aquifoliaceae.
AUGUCAACCAUAUGGAAACACUCUUAUAAAGGUGGUGAGUGGAGACCAUAUAUAAACAAGUCUUCAGGAGGCCUACCUGAGUCAAAUGGCUAUAUAUAUGUUGAGGCAAAUGGAGGCUUGAAUCAGCAGAGGACAUCGAUAUGCAAUGCGGUUGCUGUUGCUGGCUAUCUAAAUGCAACACUUGUAAUUCCCCAUUUUCAUUUUCACAGCAUUUGGAGAGAUCCUAGCAAAUUUGAAGAUAUUUAUGAUGAAGAUUAUUUUGUUAGAACCUUGGAAAAUGAUGUGCGGGUGGUUGACAAGAUCCCUGGGUACAUAAUGGAACGUUUUGACCAUAAUGUGAGUAAUGUAUACAACUUUCGAGUGAAGGCGUGGUCAUCCAUCCAAUAUUACAGGGAUACCGUUCUCCCGAAGCUACUUGAAGAAAAGGUCAUAAGGUUUUCUCCUUUUGCAAACCGAUUGUCAUUUGAUGCUCCACCAGUGGUUCAACGUCUAAGAUGCAUGGCAAAUUAUGAGGCUUUACGUUUUUCAAGCCCCCUUUUAACAUUGGGUGAAACUUUGGUAGCAAGAAUGAAAGAACGUAGUGCUAAUAAUAGUGGCAAGUACAUUUCUGUGCACCUUCGCUUUGAGGAGGAUAUGGUUGCAUUUUCUUGUUGUAUAUAUGAUGGUGGCGAGAAAGAAAAACGUGACAUGGAUGCUGCAAGGGAGAGAGGUUGGAAGGGGAAAUUUACGAAACCUGGUAGAGUUAUUCUUCCUGGAGCUAUCAGAAUCAAUGGAAAAUGUCCUUUAACCCCUUUAGAGGUUGGCCUGAUGCUUAGAGGAAUGGGGUUUGAUAAAAGCACAUCCAUUUAUUUAGCAUCUGGACAGAUAUACGACUCUGAGAGAUAUAUGGCUCCACUAUUUAAAAUGUUUCCCCUGCUACAAACAAAAGAGAUGCUGGCAUCUGCUGAGGAACUAGCUCCAUUUCAGAAUUAUUCUUCCAGGAUGGCUGCCAUAGACUACACUGUUUGUCUUCAUAGCGAAGUAUUUGUGACAACUCAAGGUGGAAACUUCCCUCAUUUUUUAUUGGGCCACAGAAGAUAUUUGUAUGGUGGACACUCGAAGACAAUCAAGCCUGACAAACGGAAGUUAGCAUUAAUAUUUGACAAUCCCAAUAUUGGGUGGAAAAGCUUCAAGCGGCAAAUGCUGAAUAUGCGAGCUCAUAGUGAUUCAAAAGGAAUUGAGCUCAAAAGACCAAAUGACUCGAUAUAUUCAUUCCCGUGCCCCGAUUGCAUGUGCCGUGUGAACAAAACAGAGGACUCGAGAUCACCAUCUGUGACGUGAUUUGCCACCAGAAUAUAUUUCGGAGGUGUUUCAAUUCAUGUAAUUUUGUGUGCACAUCUAGCUGGCUAACCCCCCCUUUUUCCGAUUCUAUUCAUUCAUUCUUUACCCCUUCCAUUGGGAGAGGGCACACACUUGGGACCUUUGGAGCUCCAAGGAUUUGUUAGAAGACAUCAAUCUGACCGUUGUCAAGUUUGAGUCUGAGUGUAACUGCAUUUUUUGUACAUGAUACCAGAAGAGACCACGAAGAAGAUUUGCCCACUUCUGGAGUUUCCCGGGCAUUAUUUUCACAUCUUUGCAUCUUGUCGCAGCUGCUGUAUCCAAGAAGCUGUGAAAUGGCAUAUUGCUUACUUCUACACCCUGGUGAUUCUGUAUUUGUAUUUUACAUUAAUUCGUUCAAACACCACACGUAGGACUUUCCAACCAGGAUGAGCUGUAUACAUCUACCAUAAUCAGGUACUCAAAUUUUUCCUUUUGGAAGUCAGCAAACUUUGUUUUUUGAAGCUUGGUACCCCAAGUGUCCUUUUCUUUUCUUCACCAUUUCUUUGUAGUGUAUUGUGCAAAAGUUUUUUUGUAGUUGAUGUUAUUUCCUUGCGUCAAACUGCAAGGCUAUUCUUCUAUUAUGUGUCAUGAAAUUGCUUGAAAUAGGAAAUCUGACUCGGGAAAAAGGAGGAAGAAGCAGUCAAUUCAUGCAUACUCCCAAAGGCAUAUUGGCGCAUAUUCGAAGGUAUAUUGGUGGAAUACUCGAAGGUAUAUUACCUUGGCUUGCAGAAGAACGGAUAGUAGAACAUUGCGAAUUAGAGAUUCUGUAAUAUACUCUUUCCCGAAACUUCUCAUACAAUCCAACCCACUAAAAUGAAAGUAGGAAUCAUUCUCCGGACGGAAUUGCAUCUUCAUUAUUGGUCUGCAGUUCUAUGCCAUUUCCACAUUUUGACUUGGUUUCUGGUCUUCACAGAUUGUUUAUUUUACAUUGCACAGUACUUUAAUUGCUCAAACUAAGAAGGGGAAUUCUAUGGUAUCGGA